Molecule: messenger RNA, 1719 nt
Organism: Morchella sextelata
Lineage: Eukaryota; Fungi; Ascomycota; Pezizomycetes; Pezizales; Morchellaceae
Exons: 5
Coding region: 1-1719 (572 amino acids)
Biological process (GO): 'de novo' IMP biosynthetic process
Molecular function (GO): metal ion binding; phosphoribosylaminoimidazole carboxylase activity; ATP binding
Source: RefSeq, a predicted model, not a curated record
AUGGAGAAGGACUCACGCACCGUUGGAAUCCUCGGCGGCGGUCAGCUCGGCCGCAUGCUCGUCGAGGCCGCCCACAGACUCAACAUCAAGACCGUGAUCCUCGACGCCCCCAACUCGCCCGCAAAGCAGAUCAACGCCCUGCACCCGCACGUCGACGGUUCCUUCUCCGAGCCCUCCGCAAUCCGCAAACUCGCCACCGAGUGCGACCUCCUCACCGUUGAGAUCGAGCACGUUGACACCCAGAUCCUGCAGGAGCUCGAGGAGGCUGGCAUCGUCGAGGUCCAACCAUCAUGGCAGACAAUCCGCGUGAUCCAAGAUAAAUACCUUCAAAAAGAGCACCUCACGCAGCACGGCGUCUCCACCGCGCCCUCCGUCCCACUCACCGACCGGACCCCCGCUGGUCUCGAAUCCAUCGGGCAGCAAUUCUCCUACCCAUUCAUGCUGAAAGCCCGCACACUCGCCUACGACGGCCGGGGGAACCACGUCGUUGCGUCUGCAGAGGCAGUACCGGCGGCGCUGGAGGCACUGACGUCGGGCGCGCUGUAUGCGGAGAAGUGGGUCCCGUUUGUGAAGGAGCUUGCGGUGAUGGUUGUGCGCAAGAAGGACGGCAGCGUGGUGAGCUACCCGACGGUGGAGACGGUGCAUGAGGAGAACAUCUGCAAGCUGGUGUAUGCGCCGGCGAGGGUGGGGCAGAAAGUACAGGAUGCGGCGAGGAGGCUGGCGGAGAAGGCGGUUGGGUGCCUGUGGGGUGCGGGGGUGUUUGGUGUUGAGAUGUUCUUGCUGCCGGAUGGCAACCUCAUGAUCAACGAGAUCGCCCCGCGCCCCCACAACUCGGGCCACUACACAAUCGAAGCAUGCCCGACCUCCCAAUACGAGGCGCACAUCCGCGCCAUCACUGACCUCCCGCUCCCCUCGCACUCAACCGCGCUCUCCACGCCCUCCACAAACGCCAUCAUGCUCAACCUCCUCGGCCCGCGCUACCUUACCGUCGCGCACGCCGCGCUCUCCACCAAAGGCGCCACCGUCCAUCUCUACGGCAAAGGCGCCGCCAAGCCCGCCCGCAAAAUGGGCCACAUCACCCUCCUCGCCGGCAGCAUGGCCGAGGCCGUAUACCAAAUCCAGCCGCUCAUCGACCUUGCCGACGGCCGCACCUCCACCACCCCCACCGCCGCCCCUACCACAAAAGCAGAGCCGAACCCCGUGGUGGCAAUCAUCAUGGGCUCCGACUCGGACCUGCCCGUGAUGAAGGCCGGCGCCGAGAUCCUGAAGCGCUUUAACGUCCCGUUCAUGGUGUCGAUCGUGUCGGCGCACCGCACGCCCGACCGCAUGGUCACGUUUGCGAAGGAGGCGCGCGCGAAGGGCAUCAAGGUUGUGAUUGCGGGCGCGGGCGGGGCCGCGCAUUUGCCCGGGAUGGUGGCGGCGAUGUUGACGCUGCCCGUGGUGGGUGUGCCCGUGAGGGGGAGCACGCUGGAUGGUGUGGAUAGUUUGCAUAGUAUUGUGCAGAUGCCGCGCGGUGUCCCCGUCGCGACGGUCGCAAUCAAUAACUCCACCAACGCCGCGCUGCUGGCGCUGCGGAUCCUGUCGGUGGAGGACAGCGAGCUGGGGCGGGGCGUGAGGAGCGCGCUGGAGAAGUAUGUGGACGAUAUGGAGAGCGAGGUGAUGGCCAAGGUGGAGAGGCUGGAGGGCGGCGGGUGGGAGGAGUAUGUGGUGAAGAAGUAG